Entamoeba invadens IP1 is the source of this 423-nucleotide messenger RNA. RefSeq lists its product as hypothetical. Bases 1 to 423 code for a protein of 140 amino acids. The transcript has a single exon. Lineage: Eukaryota; Evosea; Mastigamoebida; Endamoebidae. The record is from RefSeq and is a predicted model, not a curated record.
AUGGAAGAAGUCCACACAUCUCCUCAGGUUGUUGUUAAAAAUGGACUUAUUGUUCCUGUCCUAACACAAGAAAAAGUCGAAGAGAGUGAAACAAACAAACGGUUUAAGGAAUUGCAACAAAUGGACAUGACUGACGAAACACUUUCUGAAGUAAGUCAAAUGCUCAAUUGGACGAAUUACUCGUUCGACGAAUAUAUGGAUGGCUUGAUAUAUCCGAUUCCCCUCCACCGUCCUGUAUAUAAGGAACAGCGCCUUUCUCUUAUAUUUAAUAAAGCGGAGAACAGUAAUACUCAAAUUGAGUCGAUCGUUCUCCCAGACAACUUGUGUGAUGUGUUGGAGAUGGAUUACUUCACACCAACAAGAACAAAGGCUGAUAUAUCUAUGGAUCAUUUGCCAAACAUGAAAAGAUAUUUCUUCGACUGA